Messenger RNA from Penaeus monodon (black tiger shrimp), 1032 nucleotides. RefSeq lists its product as uncharacterized. Gene Ontology annotation, cellular component: nucleus. Gene Ontology annotation, biological process: chromatin remodeling. Gene Ontology annotation, molecular function: catalytic activity. The record is from RefSeq and is a predicted model, not a curated record. The transcript has a single exon. Lineage: Eukaryota; Metazoa; Arthropoda; Malacostraca; Decapoda; Penaeidae. The coding region runs from base 1 to 1032 and encodes 343 amino acids.
AUGAAUCAGGCGGAACAUUUAUUUGAAGAUAUGGCUAGGGCGUCCCCCGUAGGCGAUGCGCGAGGACAUCGCCGUACACUCGUGAGAAAUGGACAGCGGCUACCGUAUCAAGAGCGAAUACGGCUAAAGAAGUUAGCUCAAAGGAGGGGGGAGAGGGAGAAGAAAGAAAAUGAGACGAUAGGUUUGAAGAUUGGAACACUGAAUGUGGGGAGUAUGACAGCGAGGAGCCACGAACUAGUGGACCUGAUGGAGAGGAGAAAGAUAAGAAUCAUGUGCUUGCAGGAGACAAAGUGGAAGGGGAGUAAGGCCAAAGAACUUGGAAACGGAUUUAAACUGUUCUACAUAGGAGACGAUGGAAGAAAGAACGGAGUUGGAAUUGUUUUGGAUGAGGAACUCAAGAAGGGGGUACUAGAAGUGAAAAGAUCUUCAGACCGAAUCAUCUGGCUUAAGAUGGAGAUGGGUAAACUGGUGGUGAACAUCAUGAGUGUGUAUGCGGCGCAACAAGGUUGUGCAGACGAAGAGAAGGAGAAGUUUUGGGAGGAGUUGGACGAAGAAGUGAGAAAAAUUCCAGCUGAGGAGAAACUAUGGAUAGGGGGUGAUUUCAAUGGACACGUUGGUGGUGAUAACAGAGGCAGAGAAGAGACGAUGGGCAAAUUUGGUUAUGGUACUAAGAAUGAUGGUGGGGAAGAACUCGUGACAUUCGCGAUGAGGCAUAAUUUGUGGAUCGUUAACACGUUCUAUAAGAAAGCCACUAGGCACAAGAUCACCUACCAAAGUGGAGGCACUCAGUCACAAAUAGAUUACGUCCUCUGCCGCUCAAAUGACAAGAAUACGAAAGACUGUAAAGUAAUUCUUGGGGAAAGCAUCACUGGAGAGAUACAGAGAAGGUCACAAAGAGCUGCAUGGAGUAUUCAUCGAUCUGGAGAAAGCAUACGACAGGGUGCCACGGGAGGAGAUGUUGUGGUGUAUGAGAAAGAAGAACGUCCCAGAGAAGUACAUGCGUGUUGUGCAAGACAUGUACAAGGAAAGUGA